AGAAUGCACGAUGGAGCGAUUUAGUUUUAAUUUAGAGUUGCCGGUUCGCCCGGCUCUUCACGAGUUUCGAUGGCUGCUGGCUGACUUGACUGGCUGGCUGGUGGCUGGCUAAAUGGCUGGCUGGCUGACGGUGUGUGAGUGAAGAUCGAAGGAAGGAAGCCGGCAUCGUGUGUGUGCAUUGCGUGUGCCGUGUGCACAGUACAUACGGGUACAGCAUGUUUGCGCGGGUACGUAGGUUGAUGAUGCUGGUGAUGAUGCUGAUGAUGGUGCUGAAUCAUGAUGAUGGCUGGCGUUCACCAACAGAGUUUGGGGAUGUCGGGAGGUUGACUGCAUGCGCAUGGACCAAUGCGGCGCCUGAUGGUGAUGACGAUGCUGCUGCUGCGGUUUCUGCUGCUUCUGCUGCUUCUGCUUCUGCUGCGGUUUCUGCAGACAUCGUGAUGGUGAACGGUAGGUACUCUACUCGUACACGUUCAUACGGCAGUCCCCGUCCCUCGACCAUGCGUAGUCUUGGAUCUGGUCCUCACUCUCUCCAGGUGCGUAGUUAUGUCCCCAAGUUGGCGUUGGCAUGUCCUCGGAGUGCUUCGAUCCACCUGGACUCCGACCAAAACCUCCCACAAGCUCAAGGCCAGGGCACAGUUCCCAAUUGGAGUCCUCUGAUGGCAAUCCUUGCAGGAGAUGCAGCACAACCGCGUCCAUCCAUCGUCCGCCGUGAUCGUCAACUUUGUCCACCAUCAGCGCGUCCAGAGAGAGACGAGCAAGAUGGCCUGGUCCGUGAAGUGGCUGUUGGAGGGUAUAAAUUCUGCGGAUGGGGUUUGGGGACUAUAUGAUAAUAGUACUCUACUCACCUGUCUCCCCCACGGUGAGUGCGAACCCCGUAGGCGUGGAGGCAGAUGUAUGGAGUACCUACCUGCCUACAUACGCCAGAUCACCGUUUUCCAUGCACCUCCGAGUCGAUAGAGUACUUUGACAA
Messenger RNA from Tricharina praecox, 970 nucleotides. RefSeq lists its product as uncharacterized. The transcript has a single exon. NCBI's taxonomy places the organism in Eukaryota, Fungi, Ascomycota, Pezizomycetes, Pezizales, Pyronemataceae. The record is from RefSeq and is a predicted model, not a curated record. The coding region runs from base 216 to 827 and encodes 203 amino acids.